Molecule: messenger RNA, 642 nt
Organism: Ostreococcus lucimarinus CCE9901
Lineage: Eukaryota; Viridiplantae; Chlorophyta; Mamiellophyceae; Mamiellales; Bathycoccaceae
Exons: 1
Coding region: 1-642 (213 amino acids)
Biological process (GO): pseudouridine synthesis
Molecular function (GO): RNA binding; pseudouridine synthase activity
Source: RefSeq, a predicted model, not a curated record
AUGGUGAAGCCGGAUGACUGCGUGAGCGUGGGGAAGGGAAGCGAUCCGAUGAAGUGGAGCGCGGAGCGGCUGUGCGCGACGGCGCUGACGCCGACGCCGGAGGGCGUCGAAGGCGCGUUGUCGAGGCCUCGGCCGGUGCAUCGGUUGGACGAACUCACGGGAGGAUUGCUGGUGUGCGCGAAGACGCGGAUGGCGAUGACGGCGCUGUCGGCGGCGUUCGAGAAGCGAGAAGUGCGGAAAAGGUAUCGGGCGGUGCUGCGAGGACGCGUCGAAUCGAAGAAGGGGGUGGUCGACGUCCCGCUCGGCGGUCUGGAGGCGCUCACCGAAUAUAGCGUCGUGCGCGAGUACGAAAGCGAGGAAUACGGCGGUAUCUUGACGUUGAUUGAUUUUUUCCCGAAAACUGGGCGCACGCAUCAGCUUCGGCGCCACGCCAAAGCGCUCUGCGCUCCCAUCCUCGGCGACGUCAAGUACGAUUACGCGUCGCGCGCUCACGAGGACGGCUUGUUUCUGUGGGCCACUGGUAUCGUGCUUCCGCCGAGCGCCACGCCUUGGCGAGGAGAAGAUUGUGGUGAAUUAAUUGUAGACAUAGAAGAGGGCGAGAAGUUUGCGCGCGUGCUCGCACGUUGCCAAGAACUCGCGUAG